This is a messenger RNA of Numida meleagris (helmeted guineafowl), 1766 nucleotides long. RefSeq names its product bombesin receptor subtype 3 (gene BRS3). Gene Ontology annotation, cellular component: membrane. Gene Ontology annotation, biological process: bombesin receptor signaling pathway. Gene Ontology annotation, molecular function: bombesin receptor activity. The coding region runs from base 34 to 1236 and encodes 400 amino acids. The transcript has 3 exons. Lineage: Eukaryota; Metazoa; Chordata; Aves; Galliformes; Numididae. The record is from RefSeq and is a predicted model, not a curated record.
UUGAUCAAAUUAAGUCCAGCGUGAGGAGAAGAAAUGGUUAAAGAAAUGUCUCAAGUAUACUCCCAUCCAUCUAAUCAGACGUUGUGUGCAGCUACAAAUGGUACAGAACUGAAAUCAAUCAUUGAUAAUGGAACAACAAAUGAAAAAUGGACUGAAGACUCCUUUCCAGGAUUAGAAAUACUGUGCACAAUUUAUGUUACAUAUGCUGUCAUCAUUUCAGUGGGUCUCCUUGGAAAUGCUAUACUCAUCAAAGUCUUUUUCAAGAUUAAGUCGAUGCAGACAGUUCCAAACAUCUUCAUCACCAGCUUGGCAUUUGGAGACCUGCUGCUUUUAUUAACUUGUGUGCCUGUAGAUGCAACACGGUACGUUGUGGAUACCUGGCUCUUCGGAAGAAUUGGGUGCAAGCUGCUGUCUUUCAUCCAGUUAACCUCAGUUGGAGUAUCAGUGUUCACACUGACUGUUCUCAGUGCUGACAGGUACAGAGCCAUUGUUAAGCCCCUGGAGCUGCAGACCUCGGACGCGCUCCUGAAGACCUGCUGUAAAGCUGGCUGCGUCUGGAUUGUCUCCAUGGUAUUUGCUAUCCCAGAGGCUGUUUUUUCAGAUUUAUAUUCUUUCAGCAAUCCCGAGAAAAAUGUAACUUUUGAGGCAUGCGCUCCAUACCCUGUAUCUGAGAAGAUACUGCAGGAAGUGCACUCCCUGGUUUGCUUCCUCGUGUUCUACAUUGUGCCACUGGCUGUCAUUUCUGUCUAUUAUUUUCUUAUCGCCAGAACUUUAUACAAAAGUACAUUCAACAUGCCAGCAGAAGAACAUGGUCAUGCCCGUAAGCAGAUUGAAUCCCGCAAGAGAGUUGCAAAAACAGUGCUGGUGCUUGUUGCUUUGUUUGCCUUUUGCUGGUUGCCCAACCACAUCCUCUACCUAUACCGCUCUUUUACAUACCAUACUUCUGUAGAUGCUUCUACCUUUCAUCUGAUAGUUACUAUUUUUUCCCGUGCCUUGGCCUUCAGCAAUUCCUGUGUCAAUCCUUUUGCUCUUUAUUGGCUGAGUAAAAGUUUCCGGCAACAUUUUAAGAAGCAAGUCUCGUGCUGCAAGGCCAAGCUUCGCACAAAGCCUCCCAGCGCUCCCCACAGCAAUUCACCCACCAGAGCUUUGUCAGUCACAGGCAGCAUGCACGGCUCGGAAAUCAGUGUUACACUGCUGACAGAUUACAGCAUCACAAAAGAAGAGGAAAGUGUUUAGUCUGUUUGCGAUGAAGAAGGACAGAAACUGAGCAUUUGCAGUCAAGUCACUACUGCCUGCAUCAUGGAAGGAGGUGCUCUGCCUCUGAAAGGAUUUUCAUCAGGAGUUCCUAAGUUUUUUAAAAUAUACAACAAAGAAAGCAAAGCGUGUGCAAGAAGCUAAAGCAGCUGAAAUUUUCAGUGUAAGCUCAAAGGAAUUGCUCACGUGCCCAAGCAUGAACACGCACCUUUGGUUGAGGUUCAUGUGCUGAGCAGGACAGUAAAGUUGCUGUGAGAAUUGGCCAUGGGGAUUGCUUUGUUCUUGGUGAUUUGUUCUUUCAGUUGUGACUGGAAGCUCCCUUCUGUCAAGUCUAAAGCAUGCGAGGAAACCAUGCACAUUGAUCAAACCAUCAGCCCGGCAGGUUUUUGAUUUAUUUUCUUUCUGGUCCCAAAUGUUUAAAAUUGGUACAUGCAUUUGGAAAUAAGCUAAAAUGAGAGAAAGGUAAAGCUUGUAGCAUGGUGUAAUAAAAAAGAAAAAGCAUUAUUGCCAGA